UGGUAGCCUCCAUUUCUUCUUUCUUUUCUUCACCCGCCCAAAUUCUUUGACCUUCUUCCUUUCAUUUCGAUUCACAGUCCCAUUUCGCAGAAAAACACAGAUAAAAAGAAACCCUAAACGUCGUCGUUCUCUCUUCCUCAGUCUCUCGCGUUCGGGACCUCGAUCCGCGUGAAUGUCCAGAGGCGCGUGGUGAUGGCGGGGAAGUCAGAAACGGUGUCGAUCCGCGUUCCUUACAAGAAUCUCCACGACGAUUCUUCCGCUCCCGAACUCGAACUCGAACUCGUAGAUGUUGACCACCGCGGCAAGCGGAUCCACGUAAACUCGCCGCCGUCAAUUCACUCGCCUUCGCCGCCAAGCAACAAAGCUUCCUUGGUCAAUCUCGUUCUCAGUUGCACCGUAGCCGCUGGCGUCCAAUUCGGUUGGGCCUUGCAGCUCUCUCUCUUAACGCCCUACAUUCAGACGUUGGGAAUAGGUCAUGCUUUUUCUUCUUUUAUCUGGCUUUGUGGCCCCAUUACAGGCCUUGUGGUUCAACCCUGCGUUGGUGUUUGGAGUGAUAAAUGUACAUCGAAGUUCGGCAGAAGGCGGCCGUUCAUUCUGGCAGGAUCUCUUAUGAUAGCUGUGGCUGUGAUAUUAAUCGGAUUUUCUGCAGACAUUGGAUAUGUAUUAGGUGAUACACACGAGCAUUGCAGAACAUUUAAAGGAACCCGAACAAGGGCUGCACUUGUAUUUAUUCUUGGGUUCUGGAUGCUGGACCUUGCUAACAACACGGUGCAGGGUCCUGCUCGAGCACUUUUGGCUGAUCUGUCUGGUCCUGAUCAACGUAAUAUGGCAAAUGCUAUAUUUUGCUCAUGGAUGGCAGCUGGGAACAUCCUAGGAUAUUCUUCUGGUGCUAGUGGAAAGUGGAACAAAUGGUUCCCUUUCUUGACCACAAGAGCUUGCUGCGAAGCCUGUGGCAAUCUUAAGGCAGCAUUUCUUGUGGCUGUGGUGUUUCUGGCAUUAUGCACAUCUGUCACCCUAUAUUUUGCUGAUGAGGUUCCACUUACUACUGCAAAGCAACAUCACCGGUUGUCAGAUUCUUCUCCUUUAUUGGAUGAACAACAAGAAAAUGGUGUUGAAUUUUCAAAAUCAAGACCUUUAUCUGUUAUGGGUGAAUCCAAUGACAAGAGAACUGAAGAUCACAAUGGGAAAGAGGCAGAGCUAAAUCAUAGGAAUUUCAAAGCUGGGGAAGAUGAUACUGAAAAUGUAAUGGAUGGGCCUGGAGCGGUAUUGGUAAACUUGUUGACAAGUUUAAGGCAUUUGCCUCCUGCUAUGCAUUCUGUCCUGAUCGUAAUGGCUCUCACUUGGUUGUCAUGGUUUCCCUUCUUUCUGUUUGACACGGAUUGGAUGGGGAGAGAAGUUUAUCAUGGUGAUCCAAAAGGGGGCACUUCUGAAAUAGAUCUUUACGAUCAAGGUGUUAGAGAAGGUGCAUUUGGUUUGCUAUUGAAUUCAGUUGUCCUUGGAAUUAGCUCUUUCUUCAUUGAACCAAUGUGUAAGUGGAUGGGCACGAAAUUGGUAUGGGCACUGAGCAAUUUUAUUGUCUUUGUCUGCAUGGCUGGCACUGCUAUCAUUAGUCUGAUUUCCACUAGAAAUCAUUCUGGAGGGAUAGAACAUGUAAUUGGAGCAAGUGUAGCAAUCAAGAUUGCUUCCUUGGUUGUUUUUGUUCUUCUUGGUUUUCCUCUUGCGAUUACCUAUAGUGUUCCCUUUGCUGUCACAGCAGAGUUGACUGCUGAUUCAGGAGGUGGCCAAGGAUUGGCCAUAGGAGUUCUAAAUCUUGCAAUUGUUGUUCCUCAGAUGAUUAUAUCCCUUGGUUGUGGUCCCUGGGAUGCUCUCUUUGGUGGUGGCAACAUUCCUGCCUUUGUUCUGGCCUCAUUUUGUGCUCUGGCUGGUGGUGUAAUUGCAACUCUCAAACUGCCAAAUCUAUCUAGCAAUUUCCAGUCAACAGGAUUUCAUGUGGGCUAGUCCUUCGGAGAUCUAUUCUGGCAAUAUUUGAUCUUGUACAUGUUCCUCUAAAAUCGAGAUUACACCCAAAAUAUGGAGAGCUUACACCACGAUUACUUGCUUUCCAAUCCACAGAAGGCGCAUGCCAUAUUCAAAUUCAUUCAUUUCCCCCCGCAUUAUGGGUGUCUGUAUUUUAUGUAACUUACUGAACAGUAGAAGAAAGCUUAGGGCAUAUAGUUACCGGUUUUGUAAUAUCUUAUGCAUUCACCUACGCCUUGUUGGGAUGAUAAGUGUAAUAUAGAGGGAAAAAAAUAAUGAAAUGAAAAGGAAUAGAAGAGAUAUUAAUGAACUGAAAA
This is a messenger RNA of Vigna unguiculata (cowpea), 2333 nucleotides long. RefSeq names its product sucrose transporter 2 (gene SUT2). Lineage: Eukaryota; Viridiplantae; Streptophyta; Magnoliopsida; Fabales; Fabaceae. Gene Ontology annotation, biological process: transmembrane transport. Gene Ontology annotation, molecular function: sucrose:proton symporter activity. Gene Ontology annotation, cellular component: membrane. The record is from RefSeq and is a predicted model, not a curated record.